UUUGCCGCUCCAGUCCUGUGCGUCCGCGCAUAGCCAAGGCGCCGGGAUUUAAAAUGCAGCGGGAUUUAGUGAGUUUCCCGCUGUCGCCAGCGGUGCGGGUGAAGCUGGUUUCUGCAGGUUUCCAGACUGCCGAGGAAGUCCUAGAGGUGAAGCCCUCCGAACUGAGCAAAGAAAUUGGGAUAUCAAAAGAGGAAGCCUUAGAAACCCUGCAAAUUAUAAGAAGAGAAUGUCUCACAAAUAAAUCAAGAUGUGCUGGUACAUCAGAGUCUGGCAAGAAGUGCACAGCACUGGAACUUCUUGAGCGAGAGCAUACUCAGGGCUUUAUAAUUACCUUCUGUUCAGCACUAGAUAAUGUUCUUGGGGGUGGAGUGCCCUUAAUGAAAACAACAGAAAUUUGUGGCGUUCCAGGUGUUGGAAAGACACAGUUAUGCAUGCAGUUGGCAGUAGAUGUGCAGAUACCAGAAUGUUUUGGAGGAGUAGCAGGUGAAGCAGUAUUUAUUGAUACAGAAGGAAGCUUUAUGGUUGAUAGAGUGAUAGAUAUUGCCACUGCCUGCAUUCAGCACCUUCAGCUUACAGCAGGAGCACACAUGGGAGAAGAGCAUCAAAAAGCUUUGGAGGAUUUUACUCUUGAAAAUAUUCUUUCUCAUAUUUAUUAUUUCCGAUGUCAUGAUUAUACAGAGUUACUGGCACAAGUUUAUCUACUUCCAGAUUUCCUUUCAGACCACUCAAAGGUUCGUUUAGUGAUAGUAGAUGGUAUUGCUUUUCCUUUUCGUCAUGAUCUUGAUGAUCUAUCCCUUCGAACUCGAUUACUAAAUGGCCUGGCACAGCAAAUGAUCAGCCUUGCAAAUAAUUACAGAUUAGCUGUAAUUUUAACUAAUCAAAUGACAACAAAGAUUGAUAAAAACCAGGCCUUGCUGGUUCCUGCAUUAGGGGAAAGCUGGGGACAUGCUGCUACAAUAAGGCUAAUUUUUCAUUGGGAUCAAAAGCAAAGGUUGGCAACGUUGUACAAAUCCCCAUGCCAGAAGGAAUCCACAGUACUGUUUCAAAUUACACCUCAAGGAUUUAGAGAUGCUGUUACCAUUGAAUGUUCAUCUCAAACAGAACUUUCGUUGAAUUCCCGGAAAAGGUCACGAGACCCAGAGGAAGAACCCUAACCCCAAAACUAAUCUCAAAGUAUCAUAUAUACAGAGGACAUAAUAUUCAGUGUGGAUAAGUUUAUAUUUUUAAUACUUAUUAAAAUACAAACACUGGAAUGAAUGAAUAAGGGUUAUGUAAAGUGAAUGGAUUAUGCUUAAGGAUUAUGCUUCUCUGAAAAUGGUGUUCUAAAGCAGAAUUGUACAAUGACAUUUUCAGUGGAGGUGAUGUGGAUAUCUUUUCCAAAUGUGAUAGCUGAGCUCACUGGCUUACUGAAUUUACUAUUCAGACUAGAACAUUUCUUUGCCAAUUACCUAGAA
Messenger RNA from Dipodomys ordii (Ord's kangaroo rat), 1454 nucleotides. RefSeq names its product RAD51 paralog C (gene Rad51c). Gene Ontology annotation, molecular function: four-way junction DNA binding; crossover junction DNA endonuclease activity; ATP binding. The transcript is spliced from 9 exons. Gene Ontology annotation, biological process: meiotic DNA recombinase assembly; DNA repair; reciprocal meiotic recombination. NCBI's taxonomy places the organism in Eukaryota, Metazoa, Chordata, Mammalia, Rodentia, Heteromyidae. Bases 54 to 1154 code for a protein of 366 amino acids. The record is from RefSeq and is a predicted model, not a curated record. Gene Ontology annotation, cellular component: Rad51B-Rad51C-Rad51D-XRCC2 complex; replication fork; Rad51C-XRCC3 complex.